Molecule: messenger RNA, 657 nt
Organism: Ostertagia ostertagi
Lineage: Eukaryota; Metazoa; Nematoda; Chromadorea; Rhabditida; Trichostrongylidae
Source: the annotation of a GenBank genome assembly
CAGGUGGCUGACUCCGAAGAUCAUUGCUCGGUAUCGGCGACGCCAGUUUCUCCCGGCGAAGAGCUCACGAACGGGAACGGUUCAAAGAGGUUGUCGAACUGUCCACCAGCGUUCAGUCUAAUUGCGAUCCCAAAGGUCGAGAAUGAAGAGCAAAACAACGAUGAUGAGGGAGAGGAUGCGGGUGACCUGAACAUUGGCUCUUUUGCACAAGGCUCUACAGCGCUGGACCUCGUCAGCGGACUAUUCGCCACGUUACAGCACAAAAUGCCAGGCGUUGGUUCCGAAUGGAAUUCGACGCCAGAGCUAAAAACACGUCAGUUCGUCUCCAACCACACGCGAAUCGCUCCCUACAAACAACUGGAGGGCUUCCAGACGAGAAUGAAAGGAUGGCAAAGAGAAUACAUCAAAGAUGUCAUCAAGGAAGGGCACUAUCCAACCGAAGAUGAGCUCCGAGACAUCGAAGUGAAAUGUGAUCUCAGUCGAAAGCAGAACUUUGAGUCAUUCAUUUCUGCUAACCAAGCCUCAUUAUUCAGUCUGCGAUUCAUUGCGAAACGUGUCGGCAAUCCGAACCGUAAGUCCCGAGAUGGCCGACUGCCACCAGCCACUCCUGAGGAAAUCCAGCAGACGCUGGAGAAGUUUAACGGCUCUUCAUCGUAA